Daldinia childiae is the source of this 1392-nucleotide messenger RNA. RefSeq lists its product as uncharacterized. The coding region runs from base 1 to 1392 and encodes 463 amino acids. The transcript has a single exon. Lineage: Eukaryota; Fungi; Ascomycota; Sordariomycetes; Xylariales; Hypoxylaceae. The record is from RefSeq and is a predicted model, not a curated record. Gene Ontology annotation, cellular component: membrane.
AUGCCGUCCUCUAUAUUAAUUCCCGAAACUAAACAGCUCGACAAUGGUGAUGAAAUUGUUCUCUCUUAUCUCCCUGUCUUAGUCGACAAAACCGAGAAAAACAGCGAAUUCGAAUCAGACUUACCAACUGUCGUAGACAUUGAGCCAGAUCGGUUUUCUUUGGAUGGACAAGGCGGGCCACCCUUAAAACCUAGCAAGACUCACCCAGGCUUAGGAAUUCGAGGGUGGUUUGGAUCAAUAUGGCGUAAAAACAAAGCACCAAUUUUGGUAUUCGCAGCACAGCUCUUCGGGUCGCUGAUGAAUCUCAUUGCUCGCCUACUCGAGGUAGAAGAAGGAGGCAUGCAUCCUAUGCAAAUUCUCUUUGCAAGGAUGAGCAUGACAGUUAUCGGUGCCUCCGCAUACAUAUGGUGGAAGAGAAUCCCGCACGGCGUAUUAGGACAUAAGGAUAUUCGGUGGCUCCUGGUGUUGAGAGGGUUCUCUGGUUUCUUUGGUAUAUACGGUAUGUGGUACUCAGUUAAGUAUAUACCGCUUGCUGAAGCAACCGUUAUUACUUUCCUCGCCCCUAACAUCACUGGGUAUUUGUGUCAUAUAUUCAUGCACGAACCCUUUACGCGAGUUGAGCAGCUCUCGUCGCUUGUGGCACUGGCAGGAGUCGUGCUCAUCACAAGGCCGGCAUCUCUCUUCUCAGAUGCAGCUUCUUCAUCUGCAGCUAGUAAUAUAGUAACGGAAGCCGUCGUAAAUGCUACGGUAGAAGCAACUUCUUACCCUGGUGGAGAGCAUAUCUCAACAAGUGCCGAGCGCUUGAAAGCUAUUGGCGUUGCGCUCUUGGGCGUCCUUGGGGCAGCGGUUGCUUUUACGACAUUGAGAUGUAUCGGAAAGCGGGCACACCCUUUGAUAUCAGUCAACUACUUCAGCUCAUGGUCCUUGAUCGUCACAACCACAACUCUAUCCCUUGCGCCGAUGCUCGACUAUGGACAACCGGAUCUACGUCUUGAACUACCACAUUCGAUCCGCCAAUGUGCGCUGCUCAUAGCGGUCGCCGCAUGUGGUGUAAUUAUGCAGAUACUUAUGACAGCUGGUCUAUCUAUCGAAAAGAGCAACCGUGCAACUGCUAUGACCUACACACACAUGUUAUUCGCGGCGGGUUUCGACCGUUGGGUCUUUGGCAAUAGUAUGGGGUGGAUGAGUCUCACAGGAUGCGGACUCAUUGUUAGUAGUGCAUUAUGGGUUGUUCUUACGAAGAAAGAAACGAAGAAGGGCGAUUAUGAAGAUAUAGAGAGAGGAGACAUAGCUGUUGCAACCUCUACGGAUAACGAAAACGCACCAAUGCUUUGCGAGGAUAUGGAUAGAGAUGCGAAUGAAGAAGAAGGUGUUAUGCUUAAACGACAGUAG